AUGCAGCCCCAGAUGGAGGAUAUGGAUCUCCAGAGGGCCAUAGCAAACGCUCAGCCACAGCUGGUGGAGUCCCUGAGUCAUGCCCCUGAGUGGCUGCUUAUGAAAGCCAAAUGUUUCCUCCCUCAAAUGGACCUGAGUCACGUGGCUGGGAUCACUGACUGCAAAGAAAAGGUCUUGUUGCUCCUUGACACGCUUGAGAAUGCAGGACCGAUCAUUUGGAAGCAGUUUAUCCAGUGCGUCUGCAUGGAAUGCAACCUCCCCAUGGACCUGGAGAUACAGCUCAUGAGUGCCUCAGGAGAAGGUAAUUUAAACCAGAAACAAGAAGCCUUUGCAGAAGCAAGUACGCAGUCUCCUUCUCAACCUACAGGACUUGAAAGGCGUCGUCAUGGAAGCAGUUCUCAUCCCAAUGGUAAAGAGUCUAAACAGCAACGAUUAGAUUCAGCUGAAAGGUACCGGCAUCUCAUCAUUGCUUCAAUGUGCCAAAGGUAUGAAAAUAAAAGAGCAGCGGUAGCAGCUGUCCUGGGACAAGCACAGCCACCAGCUUUCAGCCAAGCCUUCGUCAACCUAGUCAUCCGGCAGAGUAAAGCUUCCAGACUAAAGGAGAGAGCAGAUAAACCCAGGGAGGACUCGGCAGGCAUGCAGGAAGCAGAGGAAUGUGUGGACACGGCUGUGAAAGUCUCAGACCUGUUUGAAAGUGUCGUUAGCUCGGGUACCACCAGGGUUAUCCUUUUGUUUGGCAAACCGGGGAUGGGAAAGACCAUGCUGAUGCAUCGGCUUUGCCAGAAGUGGGCAGAAGGAGCUUUGCAUCAAUUUCUGUUUACUUUUCUCUUUGAGUUUAGGCAGCUGAAUCUGAUCAGCAGAAAGCUGACUUUAAAGGAGCUGUUGUUUGAUUUGGUCCUUCAGCCAGAAGAUAGCCCUGAUGCCGUAUUUCAGCACCUCCUGGAGAACGCCCAGCGCAUGUUGUUCAUCUUUGAUGGGCUGGAUGAAUUUGUGGGGAACAUAGGCCAGCCAUCCUCGCCUUGUGUAAGCCCUGCCCUCCACAGGCCUAUGUCCAUAUCUGAGCUGUUUGCCAAUUUCUGCUUUGGAAAACUUCUCCCUGGGUGCACGGUGCUGGUCACCAGUCGGCCUAAGAAAUUACCCGACUUUCUGUUAAGCAGAGCAGAUUUGCUGGCAGAAAUUUGGGGAUUUGACCACGAGAAGGUUGAAGAGUAUGCCAGCCACUAUUUCCACCAACAUUCCUUCAAAGAGCAGGCCAUCGCUCACCUGAAAAACAACAGCAAGCUUCUGAGCAUGUGCUUGAUCCCUGCCUUGUGCUGCAUCGUCUGCGUCUGUUUGGAAUAUUUGCUGAGGAAGCGUUUGUCGAAGGUGGAGCUUCCUCAGACCAUGACACAAUUUUAUAUCAAAAUGCUCCUCAUCUUUAUAAGUAAACAGCAGACAGAGGGCACUGUGAGUGAAGACACGCAGCUGAAUCACCACCGGACGGCCAUUUUGGGCCUGUGUGACCUUGCACUGAAAGGCCUGGAAGAGAAGAAGAUAGUGUUUUACGUUGAUGAUAUCCCAGAGCAUGUGAAAGAGUUCGCUUCCCUACAUGGGUUGCUGACUGUCUUUGAGGUGAAGAGGAGUGACAGCCUCCCAGAGGCCGGCCAUGCCUUUGUGCACUUAAGUCUUCAGGAGUUCUUUGCUGCACUGAACCUGAUGAUAAAUAACACAAUCGACGGAAGCUACCUGAAGAAAAAGUUCUCUCUAAAGUCAAAGUGGACUUUAAAAAAUGAAGCCAGGACCGAGUUCAUGGAGAAUUUUCACAUCUUUCUCUCAGGCCUCUCUUCGAAAGAGUGUCGGACGUUCCUCACCCAGUUAGCUGAACGAAAUCAGGUGUGGGUGCGGGACAAGCAAGCUGCCAUCUUGCAGUCGUUGAAGAAGCUGGCAGCUACUAAUCUAACGGGCCCCAAGAUAAUUGAACUGUGCCAUUGCACUUACGAAACACAAGACCUUGAAUUAGCCCAGCAUGUCGGGAGCCAGUUAAAUUUCAAGUAUGAAUUUAGAAACUUUAGAUUGACCCCUCUAGAUGUUUCAGCUUUGGUUUUCAUCAUUAACUGUGGCCGGGAUUUGACUCACUUGGAUUUUGCAGGCUGCCCCAUGGAAUUAGAUUGUUUGGAGGUUCUAGCCAACUGUAAAAGUAUAGAGCAUCUGAGCUUUAGGAGCAGGAAAUAUGGUGACGAAUUUGCAGCUGCUCUUUCCAAAAGCUUACCGAAGAUCAAGAGUCUGAAGAAACUAGAGUUGACUGGUGGUAGUAUCACUGCCCUGGGGCUAACUGGCCUGGCAGAAGUCUUUCCAAACUGCCUUCAACUUGAAGAAAUAAACUUGCAGGACAAUCGACUGAGGGACCAAGACAUGGGAAAGGUGAUUGAAAUGCUUUCCAGAGUGGAAAAGUUAAAGAUGAUUGAUUUAAGCCAUAAUGAUAUUUCGGUGAAGUCUGUUCUUACUUUGGCGAAGGGAGCCACUACUUGUCCAAAUGUUACUGAACUACAUAUAAGGAAGGACACCAUCAUGAUAUAUUUUUCUGGCCAGUCCAGAAAAGUCCUCAGAUCAAAUUUGAGGAGAAGGGAACAUAAAAAGGAAAAUGCUGCUCAAAUAAGAAAUGUGAAGUUACGGUUACAGGAUUGCAGCCUCAAUUCACAACAUGCAGGGGAGAUCGCUGCUCUUCUCAGGGGCUGCGCCCACUUCUCGGAAGUGGAUUUAUCAGGUAACCAACUUGGUGAUGAAGGCUGCAGAGAGCUGGCGGAGAGUCUCCCUGAAGUACAUAUUUCCAAGCAGUUGGAUGUCAGUAACAACCAGAUAUCUGUGGACGGUGUUUGCUGUCUGUUGAAUGCCGUGAACACCUGCUUGAAUGUGGUGGAGUUUGAAGCCAGCCUUCAUCAUCAGACUGCAAUCCUGAAGUUUAUAGGAGAUAAAGAAUUUGCCUCUACCCAUUCCAGAGGACAGUUCAUGUUCAGGUCUGAUCAUGUGUAUUGUUACAGGGAUACCUCUCGUAGUGGGGACCAGUCAGGUGGAGGUGAGAGCCAGAAGUCUGUGGUCUCAAGGAAAAUAAGGCUGACAGACUGUGGUUUUCCCACCAGAGAUCUGGACAAGUUGUGCACUGUAUUGAAGAAAUGUAGCAGCGUAUCAGAGCUCGAUUUGUCAAAUAACUCUCUGGGUGACCAGGGAGUCGGGAAGCUGGUUGGACUCCUUCCGGAGCUGAAGGCAGUGAGUUCCCUCAAGCUGAGUGGCAAUCAGAUCUCCUUGAGUGCUGUGUUUGGCUUAGCUCAGUGCUUAUCGGCCCUGGAACACAUUAAAUCAAUAGACAUCAGCCUGGGAAACGCUCAGUCGGUCCAUUUAACCUUCUGGGAAAAUGUCAGGAACAUCAGGACCAGAUCUGCAGGAAAGUUCCCGGCUCAUCCGCAACAUUUAGAGAACGACCAUUGCUUUCGUCUUAGGGAAUGCACCGUGAGUCCCGAGGACAUGGACACGCUCUGCCAGAUCCUUGGAAAAUGCACUGGACUGACAGAACUUGAAUUAUCUAGAAAUGCGCUGAGUGAUCAAAGCAUUGAAAGGCUGCUAAUGUCCCUACCACGUUUGCACAGUCUGAAGCUACUGAGUAUUAGGAAUAACAAGUUUUCACCAAAUUGCACUCUCUUACUGGCCAGCUCUCUCAACCUGUGUGAGCGAAUCAGAGAAGUAGAAGUCAGGUCAAGUGAAAAUGCUUUUUUGCAUUUAGCGGGGAGGAUAGAAAGCCAAGAAACAUCCUGCAGGUCGGGCCAUACAUUAUUUAUUUAUAAUUUGUGCUCCAAGGCAACAUCACUCAUCAAGUUCACAAGAGAAGAUGAACCAAGGAAGAUUUUGAGACUAACGGAGUGCAACUUUCAACCAGAACACCUGCCAGAGCUGUUCUCUCUACUGCAAAAGUGCACCAACCUGACGGAGUACAUAUCAACAAACAACAACAUGACAACCAGGGCGGUGGAAGAUCUAUUGCAGGCACUGAGGAAAAGUCUGGGAACACUGAGAAUAAGCAUUGAAGAGCAAUGGGUGCGGAAUGCAAGUAUCGCUAGCCUUCUGCAGAUGGCUGUCCAACCCCACGGGAAUGUUACAGAGAUCACGAUAUCAAAAGACAAAGGUCUCCUUCGAGUGGGCAUGGGGUUCCCCUGUCGAACGGAGAAGAUGGAGUCUGUGGUUAGCAGGUUGAAUCAGUGCGGGCUGGAAGGGAAGCACAUUCACUUUCUCCAGAGGGUUAUUGAGAAAUGCACGCAGCUUCAGGAACUGAGCUGGUCUCAUAUUGAUCUCAACAAUGCUGAAGAGGCGAUGCUAGCCAACGUGCUUCUGACUCUUCCAACGCUGAGGAAGUUUGAGCUGACGUCCAGCAGUGUUACGCCAAGCGGAAUGGGACACCUGGUUGCAGGGUUGCAGCAAUGCCAUGCUAUUGAAGAACUUAACCUCGGCUCCCUGGGACUCGAUGACACGGCCAUUCUCAUGCUGGUGCCAGGACUUCACCAAAUGCCUUUACUGAAAAGACUCCGCUUGAACAAUAACAAUGUUGGUAGUGAAGGCUGCUCCCACCUGGCCGAAGCUCUGAAGAAUACUCCUCAUAUGGAAGAAAUCAAUUUAAGCCAUAACAAGAUUGAACAUGCUGGUCUGGAAAAAAUAGCCACGCUCCUGCCGGAAUUGCAAAAUCUAAAGAGAAUCGACCUGUCGUCGAACAGCAUUGGCCCAGCUGGAGGGGAGAUGCUGGCGGAGGCUCUGGCUCGCUGCAGGCAUGUCGAGGAGUUACUAUUAGCCAGGAACCAUGUCGGAGACAAGACGGCAGCGAGACUCUCCCUCUCUCUGCCUAGCAUGUGCCACUUGAAGAUCCUUCAUCUGCAGUCCAAUAACAUUGGUUCACUUGGAGGAACACCGCUGGCCAAAGGCCUGGUUGAAUGCCAGCAGCUAGAAGAGAUAAGUUUGUCAGAGAACAGCUUUGGGGAAGGCGCCAUCCGCACCCUGUCAGAGGGGCUUCCACGAUUCACCCGGCUCAGGAAGAUUGAACUGAAACUCUGUGGAAUCAGCGAUGGCGUUUCCAAACAUCUUGCCCUCGGCUUCAGUCGUUGUCCCGUCAUUGAAGAGAUCAUAUUGUCGUGGAACAGUCUUGGUGAUGAAGGUGCCCUGGAGCUGGCCACGGUUCUCCCGAGAAUGGCAAGGCUGAGGAUGCUAGAUCUGGACAAUAACCGCAUUGCAGCCCGGGGUGCCAAAAAGCUAGCGGAGGAGCUCGCCAAGUGUUGUGGAAUUCAAGUCAUACGGCUUUGGAACAAUCCAGUACCCAAGAACAUUGAAGAAAGUCUUACGAAGCAAGAUGCAAGAUUGCAUUUCUCAUUCUUUUAA
This is a messenger RNA of Terrapene triunguis (Three-toed box turtle), 5391 nucleotides long. It is a transcript of the gene NLRC5, whose product is annotated as NLR family CARD domain containing 5. Bases 1 to 5391 code for a protein of 1796 amino acids. Gene Ontology annotation, molecular function: protein binding. The record is from RefSeq and is a predicted model, not a curated record. The transcript has 44 exons. NCBI's taxonomy places the organism in Eukaryota, Metazoa, Chordata, Testudines, Emydidae. Gene Ontology annotation, biological process: positive regulation of MHC class I biosynthetic process; positive regulation of transcription by RNA polymerase II; positive regulation of MHC class II biosynthetic process.